AUGUCUGGUGCAUUUUCAAAGGUUGAACUUGAGCGGUCCAGGCAUGUCAGAGAUGUGAAUCAGAAACUGUAUUCUUCGAAAUGGCCGCCAAAUAUCCAUUUUGAAAUCCAUCCAACAAAUAAAAUGACAUCAAGGUCUUAUCGAGUUCAAUACAGGGGUCACUGUGACUUUCAUGUCAUUGGGGAAGACAGGGAUCACUGUGACUUUCAUGUCAUUGGGGAAGACACGAGUCACUGUGACUUUCAUGUCACUGGGGAAGACACGGGUCACUGUGACUUUCAUGUCACUGGGGAAGACACGGGUCACUGUGACUUUCAUGUCACUGGGGAAGACACGGGUCACUGCGACUUUCAUGUCACUGGGGAAGACACGGGUCACUGUGACUUUCAUGUCACUGAGGAAGACACGGGUCACUGCGACUUUCAUGUCACUGAGGAAGACACGGGUCACUGUGACUUUCAUGUCACUGGGGAAGACACGGGUCACUGCGACUUUCAUGUCACUGGGGAAGACACGGGUCACUGUGACUUUCAUGUCACUGGGGAAGACACGGGUCACUGCGACUUUCAUGUCACUGGGGAAGACACGGGUCACUGUGACUUUCAUGUCACUGAGGAAGACAGGGAUCACUGUGACUUUCAUGUCACUGGGGAUGACAGGGGUCACUGUGACUUUCAUGUCACUGGGGAAGACACGGGUCACUGCGACUUUCAUGUCACUGGGGAAGACAGGGGUCACUGUGACUUUCAUGUUACUGGGGAAGACACGGAUCACUGUGACUUUCAUGUCACUGGGGAAGACAGGGAUCACUGUGACUUUCAUGUCACUGGGGAAGACAGGGGUCACUGUGACUUUCAUGUUACUGGGGAAGACACGGAUCACUGUGACUUUCAUGUCACUGGGGAAGACAUGGGUCACUGUGACUUUCAUGUCACUGGGGAUGACAGGGGUCACUGUGACUUUCAUGUUACUGGGGAAGACAGGGGUCACUGUGACUUUCAUGUCACUGGGAAAGACACGGGUCACUGUGACUUUCAUGUCACUGGGAAAGACACGGAUCACUGUGACUUUCAUGUCACUGGGGAAGACAGGGAUCACUGUGACUUUCAUGUCACUGGGGAAGACACGGGUCACUGCGACUUUCAUGUCACUGAGGAAGACAGGGGUCACUGUGACUUUCAUGUCACUGGGGAAAACAGGGGUCACUCUGACUUUCAUGUCACUGGGGAAGACAGGGAUCACUGUGACUUUCAUGUCAUUGGGGAAGACAGGGAUCACUGUGACUUUCAUGUUACUGGGGAAGACAGGGGUCACUGUGACUUUCAUGUCACUGGGGAAGACACGGGUCACUGUGACUUUCAUGUCACUGGGGAAGACACGGAUCACUGUGACUUUCAUGUCACUGGGGAAGACAGGGAUCACUGUGACUUUCAUGUCACUGGGGAAGACACGGGUCACUGUGACUUUCAUGUUACUGGGGAAGACACGGGUCACUGUGACUUUCAUGUCACUGGGGAAGACAGGGAUCACUGUGACUUUCAUGUCAUUGGGGAAGACAGGGAUCACUGUGACUUUCAUGUCAUUGGGGAAGACAGGGAUCACUGUGACUUUCAUGUCACUGGGGAAGACAGGGAUCACUGUGACUUUCAUGUUACUGGGGAAGACAGGGGUCACUGUGACUUUCAUGUCACUGGGGAUGACAUGGGUCACUGUGACUUUCAUAUCACAGCGAAGACUGGGGUCACUGUGACUUUCAUGUCACUGGGGAAGACACGAGUCACUGUGACUUUCAUGUCACUGGGGAAGACAGGGGUCACUGUGACUUUCAUGUCACUGAGGAAGACACGGGUCACUGUGACUUUCAUGUUACUGGGGAAGACAGGGGUCACUGUGACUUUCAUGUUACUGGGGAAGACAGGGGUCACUGUGACUUUCAUGUUACGGGGGAUGACAUGGGUCACUGUGACUUUCAUGUCACUGGGGAAGACACGGGUCACUGUGACUUUCAUGUCACUUGGGAAAAAGCAUUAUUGA
Saccoglossus kowalevskii is the source of this 2034-nucleotide messenger RNA. Its product is annotated as spore wall protein 2-like. The record is from RefSeq and is a predicted model, not a curated record. Lineage: Eukaryota; Metazoa; Hemichordata; Enteropneusta; Harrimaniidae.